UCUCUCCUCCCCCCUCUCUCCACUGCGCAUGCGCCGCGCUGCUCCUGGAGUGCUGUUUCGGCCUGUUCCGCGGCCGCUCGGUCAUUUUCGCCUCUUUGUUUUACUGAUAGUGGAUUUAAGUCGGAUUCGAACCCGAAUAUCCAGCGGACCGUGCUGCCCCAGAACAGGCUCCAAUGAGAGUCUCUCCAUGAUGAGGAGUUAACACUGUCGGCCCGACAAACUGCAGGAAGAGACGUGGCCGCUGCACCAUCCAGUCGAUGCAUGGCGGUUUUAGGGAACCCCGACAUGCUGACGAGGAAGAUAAAGUUGUGUCACAUCAACGCUCACAUCACCUGUCGCCUGUGUGAUGGCUACCUGAUCGACGCCACCACCGUCACCGAGUGCUUACACACCUUCUGCAGAAGCUGUCUAGUGAAAUAUCUGGAGGAAAACAACACGUGUCCCACGUGUAGGAUUGUUAUUCAUCAGAGUCAUCCACUGCAGUAUAUCGGCCAUGACAGAACAAUGCAAGACAUUGUCUACAAACUGGUACCGGGACUUCAAGAGGCGGAGAUAAAGAAGCAGAGGGAGUUCUAUCAGAAGUUAGGGAUGGAGGUGCCUGGAGACAUUAAAGGAGAGCUGUGCAACAUCAAGACUCAUCUAGAUCAACGCAAUGGCGAUGCAAAAUCAGAGGAGACGGCCAAUAAGGAGGCAGGAGAGGAGAAACCAGAGGAGGACAACGACUAUCACCGUAGUGACGAGCAGGUCAGCAUCUGCUUGGAGUGCAACAGCAGCAAGCUCCGAGGUCUCAAGCGCAAGUGGAUCCGCUGUUCGGCACAAGCCACGGUCCUCCACCUCAAGAAGUUCAUCGCCAAAAAGCUUAACCUGACAUCGUUUAAUGAGCUGGACAUUUUAUGCAAUGAGGAAAUCUUGGGCAAGGACCACACUUUGAAAUUCGUUGUUGUGACAAGAUGGAGAUUUAAGAAAUCCCCUCUCCUGCUUCAUUACAGACCUAAGAUGGAUCUGCUGUAGCUAAAACGGACACAACGGUUGUUUUUUUCUCCCCUUUUUUAAUUUUUUUUUUAGUUUUUUUGUUCUUGUUCUUGUGAGGUGGCUGCAGACUGUGCCCAAUCCUUUUUUUCUUCUUCUUCUUCUUCUUAAUUUAUGCAAAGACGAUCAACGAUCAAUACCAAGCAAAUGCCCGUCGGUAACAAAAAACACAACAGAUCAGCAAAAGCCAGCAAAUCGGGGAUUUAACGCGGGGGAAACAAAGAAAAUCAAAACUAAAGUAAACUAAACUGGCAACUUCCAGCACAGAAACUGCAUCACUGGUGUGUUUUUAGGAACAAAAACAACCAUCUCUUUUUCUUUCUUUUCCUUCUUUUUUUUUAUUUGUGUGUCCGCUACAUCCUAGAUAUGUGAACAAAGCAAAAAAAAAAAAUGGAGAGAAAUCAUAUAUUUAUACUUUUGUACAGAAGAGACACAUGGAACCAAGACACUACUGGUGCUCUGUUUACACGCAAACACGAUGUCGGGAAUCACCAGAUUUGCAGAU
Messenger RNA from Solea senegalensis (Senegalese sole), 1534 nucleotides. Its product is annotated as polycomb group RING finger protein 3. The transcript has 10 exons. Gene Ontology annotation, biological process: regulation of transcription by RNA polymerase II. Lineage: Eukaryota; Metazoa; Chordata; Actinopteri; Pleuronectiformes; Soleidae. The record is from RefSeq and is a predicted model, not a curated record. The coding region runs from base 262 to 1011 and encodes 249 amino acids. Gene Ontology annotation, cellular component: PRC1 complex.